UCCUCAUCGCGUCGCGUCUAUCGCUUGAAGGCCGUCUGCUGUUGGGCAGAGAUUGAUCUCUCCCUUACCGCAGACAGACGAGUGCAUCGACCAGCUCAGCAGUAUCGGUAUCUGUGACCAUCUCUCUGCUCUGUCCCUCGAUGUCUGUGGCGGCAGGGAGUGCGGCCGCUUCGUUCACGUCAGCGGCGCUGAGCAACAGCGUGUACAUCCGGAACCUGUCUCCACUCGCCUCUGAGGAACACAUCCGCACCACAUUCGGCGACUGCGAUGACAUCGUCACCGUCACUUUCAAACUGUACGGAUAUGUGCGACUGACUGCACACACAGAUGGACACCAAUGUGGUAUGGAUGUGGGUGUGUGGGUGUGUUCAUUCAGGUUCCCCGGCAGCACGACUCAGCGGUACUGCCAGGUUGAUUUCAAGACUGCGGGGGGCGUGACCAAGGCGAGCGCACUCAACAAUGAGCCGCUGCUGGGGGUGCCCAUGUCCAUCACGGUCAUCGAGCCCGUCACGCUGCCUGUCGCUGUACCAGGCACGCACACACAAGACACACACACACACACACACGCCUUCUAUGUGUUGUGUUGUGGUAUGGUAUGAUGUGGCGUGUGUGUGUGCUGUUUGUUUGUUCAGGCAUUGGUGCGCUGCCGAGUCUGCCGGCGAAUGCCAACCCGCAGCAGGUGGCCGCCUACCACGCACAGGCACUCCUGGCACAGAGGGUCGGCGGGCAGCCGCCACCACCACCAGGUCCACCCCCUCCAACGACAGCAGCAGGCAAGCAACCAACCAGCCCAGGCCACACAGAAUGGCUCGUUUGUUUGGUGACCUCUGGAUGGACGGAUGGAUGGAUGGAUGGAUGGAUGUGGUCAGGUGGUGUUGGUGUAAACAUCACAGGUUCGCUUGGCGGAGUGCCGGUGGCGAGGCCGUUUAUGGAGCCGGAAUCGGCACAGAUUGCCAGGACCAUACACGUCGACAACCUGCCAAUGGAGGUAGGUGAGAUGGAUGGAUGCAUGAAGACGUCUCUCGAGAGAGAGAGAGGCAGGGAUCCUGGCAUGUGUGUAUGUGUGUGUGAAUGUGCGUAUGGUGCGGUGCAGACGACAGAGGACGACCUGAAAGGCGUUUUUGGUCUGAUGGGCACCGUCACUGCGCUGCGGGUCAUUCAGCCCCCAGACAAGGACGGGUGAGCAGUCAGUCCGUCGAGGGGCGGAGGAGUCCAUCCAUCCAUCCACUCUAGAGUCCAUCUUUCUGUGUCCUAUAUGUGUGUGUCAGUGACAAGAAGUUCGCUCUCAUCGAGUACAAGGACCGAAGCCAAGCCGAGCAGGUCAGUCAGUGUUACUGAGUGGCUGGGACACAGCACUGGCAACCUCCCCCUCCAUAGAUAUCGCCUGUGUGCAGGCCUUCAAGCUCAAUGGCUACCAGAUGCGCGGCAGGAAGAUCAAGUGGGCUGUGGCCGAUCCCUCAUGUGUCUGUGAUCCAUCCAUCCAUCCGUGUGCCUGUGUAUGUGAAUGUAUGUAUGUAUGUAUGUGUGUCUGUCUGUCAGGCUGUCUCCCUCCAAGACGACGGUGCAUCCCCGCGAGCCGCUGAACGUCUCGUUUGACGUGCCCAUCAACAACCCGGUCCCCGUGGCCUACCAGCAGCUGCAGAAAAUACGACUCGAGGAGAAGAUGCAAAAGGUGAAAGGGCGUCACGCCACGCCACGACACGCCACGCCACGCCACACGGCGCAGAAAGUGUGAACAUAUGGAUGGAUGGAUGGAUGUGUGUGUGUGUGUCAGGUCCGUGCGGCGCAGGAGAACCUCGUCAAGAAGCUGGCAGAGAAAGGUGAAUGAUAGCACAUCCAUCCAUCCAUCUCUAUCCAUCUCUAUCCAUCUCUGUCCCUAAUUCGGCACACAUACAAUGUGUGUGUGUCGCUGUCUGUCAUUCAUAUCAGAUGCUGCCCGGCGUGAGGAGGAGAACGUGCGCCGCGAAGACAGGAACAGACGCGGCAACAAGUAUGAAGGCACGGCACCGCACGCACACCAGCCAUCGCCGCCACCAACGCACACACACCUGCACUGCAUGUGUGUGUGUCGGUGCGUCAGUCGUUCCCGGUCUGGGUCGUCGAGGUCUCGUUCGUCGUCCCGUUCCUCGUCGGUGGGGCGGCGGCGCCGACCCAGCCGCGACAGGGACAGACAGAGAUACAGGGACAGGUAGAUCCGUAGGUCAAUGCGGGGGGCUGGGUUGAACAGACGGGUGAAUAUAGAUAGCACUCCUGGUAGGCACGUGUGUGUGUGUUUGUGUGUGUGUGUGUGUGCAGGGACAGAGAGAGGGACAGGAGGUAUCGCGACUCGGACAGGUGUGUUGUGUCUGGAGGCACGUAUGGAUGGGCGUAUGGAUGGAUGGAUGGAUGUGUGUGUGUGGCGCUUUGGUUGCGUGUCUCCAUCACAUGCAAUGCAUCCGCGUCCAUCCAUCAGACGUCGGUAUGACGAGGCGCCCUCUUGGUACCUGAAGGGCAGGGGAUACCACGACAGAGGCAGGAGGAGGUCAGCAGCCAACCGACCUUGAAGCACCCUCUCUGUCUUUCUCUCUCACCAACACACAACCACUUGUCCGCGUGUGCAGGCGUGAUCGCGACCGAGAUGUGGACGACGACUGGCGCGACAAGGACAGAGACAGAGACAGAGACAGGGACCGUUCACGGGUGCGCACACAGACACAACACAACAUGUAACUAACGCACUACUGGUGUGCAGGACCGCUAUCGGGGGAGGAGGUCGCCCUCCCAUGACGACGAAGACCGUGACCGUGACCGUGAGAGGGGCAGGGACAAGGAGAGGCGGCGACGCGACGUCAAUGAAGACGACGACCAUGGCGAUGUGGGCGAGAGGGAGGGGAACGUCAAGACGAGGACCAAACAUGACAAGCGGGACGAUGAGAGAGGUAGGUACAUCACACACACACGUGUCCAUCCAUCCAUCCAUGUAUGUCUGUAUGUAUGUGUCGAUAUAUCUGUGUGUUGCGUGCAGGCGGUGGUGGUGGUGAAAGUGAGAAGGCCCCGCAGCGCGCAAAAGAUGAGAUGGACUACAGGUGGGUGGGUAGUACACUUUGACAGGGACAGGCAGGUGCACACACACACAGGCAGGCAGGCAGGCAGCCUUGCAGCCUUAGCGCAGCGCAGCGCCCUCCACCCAUUGAUUCCUAGCAUCCAUCCAUCCAUCCAUGGUGCAUUCAUCACUCCUUCCACAUGUAUGUAUGUAUGGCAUAUAUGUCGCGGGCGGGUGGGGUGGUCAGCCCCGAGAGAGUCAGUGCAUACAUGGAUCUGUACCCACCUACUGGGUAAGCUGCCUGCCUACCUGCCUACCUGUGACCCCGAUCCACUCACUCUCACCCUAUCUAUUCUCUGUCUGUCUGUCUGUCUGUUUGUGUGUGUGUGUGUGUCGCUGCCGGCCUGGUGUGCCUGUCUGGGUGCGCUUCGUUCAGUCCCGAGAGUCGCCCUGCAGCCAAGAAAGACAAGAAGAGGCCGCCCAAGGACCAGGACAAUGAAGACCGCGACCGCGAUAUCGACGACAAUGACGACGACAGGCCACACAAAACCAGCAGAGACAGAAGGUGCGUGCGUGCCUGCCUGUCUGCCUGCCGCACCACACAAUCCGCCCUCGAUCUGCUUGUAUGACGGGCCUCCACGUGUGUGUGUGUGUGAUGCACUCCCUCCCUCCCUCCCUCCCUUGUCUCAGCAGGGACGAUCGACGUCACGGUGAGGCAAAGGUCAACGGCAGGGAGCGGGACCGUGACCGAGGCGAUGAGGACGAUGAUGACGAUCGCAGGCGACACAAGCGCGACAAGAGGUCGGUCGGGCACGCACACACACAGAGAGGCACAUCGAUGCGGUGCAUUCAGGUCGGCCCGUCCACGGAUGAUGUGCAUUGAUUGACUUUGUGUGUGUAACGUCAGUCACAGGGGGGACAAGAGGAGGCGGGACGACUCAGAUCAGGACGACAACCGGGUACUCGACUCACUCAGCCCACCACACUCAGCCAACGCACCCUGUGUGUGGUGUGUAUGGUCUGUCUGUCUGUCCGUCAGGACCGCCGUCGUGCCGACACGAGGCGGCACUAUGAGGAUGACGACGACGACGACGACGACGACCGAGACAGACAGAGGAAGCGACACGCCAGAUGAACCAAACCAAACGAGCGGAUGGCCACGCCGCUGGUUCUGCGAAGGGUACCUACCCGAGUGCAGUGCAUGUUUAGGGGCGAUAAAUAAGAUGCGUGUAUGUGUGUGGGCUGUGCGGGUGGGUGCGUAUGGCCCUUGCCUCCUCCUCUCUGCGCAGCGCAUUCAUGCCGGCGUGCUCCCGUGCCGUCAAAGGAAGGAGGCGCUUUAGAGCAUCAUCAAUCUUGUCAGUCACGUGUGGGUGUCACGGACGGUCAGCCCUGCCUGUGCUGCUGUGCCAUGUGUGUGUAUUGUGGAGUCUGGAUGCCUGCCUGAAUGAAUGAAUGAAUGCAGUGUGUGUAUGCGUGGAGCAGUAGAAACACACCUUCCUUCUCC
Molecule: messenger RNA, 4526 nt
Organism: Vitrella brassicaformis
Lineage: Eukaryota; Vitrellaceae
Source: the annotation of a GenBank genome assembly